AUGGCCACGCCUGCGCCCAUCCCCGGGGUCGGGCCCCAGCGGCCGAGUCUGUCGCUGCGUCUCAAGGCGGCCAUGAUCAUGGGCGCUACCGGCAUCUUGUCUAAAGCCUUCCUGUACGGGCUCAACCGCGUGGAAGUGAACGGGCUCUCGCGCUUCCUGGACAUUCUCGACAGUCGCAAGGACCCGGCCAAGCGCGAGCGCGGACUCUUGACCGUCUCGAACCACGUCAGUGUACUCGACGACCCCGUGGUCUGGGGCAUCCUGCCCUUUCGCUACAUCAUUGACCCCUCCAACCUGCGAUGGACCCUCGGCGCGGCCGACAUCUGCUUUGCUAACAAACUCUUCUCCAACUUCUUCACCCACGGCCAAGUCCUCCCCUGCCACCGACUCAAGCACUCCCCCUACGGCGGGCCCUUCCAACCAGCCAUCACCCAAGCCCUCGGCCUGCUCUCCAAACCCUCCUUCGCCUCCUCCACCAACCUACCCUUCUCCCGACCACCACCAAACUCCGACGGAACCUCCGACGGCCAGCUCCAACACCACCCAGCCUACUACACCACCACCGGCCGCGACCUCCACCCUUCACCACUCUCCUACCCCCUCCACCGCCGCUACAGCUGGGUCCACGUCUUUCCCGAAGGCUGCGUGCACCAGCACUCGGGCUGUGACCUGCGCUACUUCAAAUGGGGUCUGGCCCGCCUCAUCCUCGAAUCCGACCCCGUACCCGAUGUUCUGCCCAUGUUUAUAGACGGCACGCAGCACGCGAUGCCCGAAGACAGGGGGUUUCCACGGUUUUUGCCGCGGAUUGGAAAGACGGUGCGCGUGACGUUUGGGGAGGUGUUGGAUUAUGAGGCGACGUUUGGGGAUUUGAAGAGGAGGUGGGAUCGGUUGGUUGUGAGGGAGAGGGAGAGGGAGAGGUUGGCUAGUAGGGGGGGUAACCCAACCUACCACGACACGACCCUCCCCCCAACCCUGCGCAACGGCCCGGAAGCCCAAGAAAUCCGCAUCCAAGUCGCGCUACGCAUGCGUGACGAGAUCUUGAAGCUGCGCCGGUCUUUGGGCCGGUACCCGGACCCGGAACCGUCGUUUGGCCUCGCCGAGACGUGGCGCGAAGAUGGGGGGAUUGAGGCGAAAAGGUAUAAGAGUCGGGUUGAUGGGAGUGAUAUUGGUCAGGAUUGA
Dichotomopilus funicola is the source of this 1179-nucleotide messenger RNA. RefSeq lists its product as uncharacterized. The transcript is spliced from 5 exons. Gene Ontology annotation, cellular component: mitochondrial membrane. Bases 1 to 1179 code for a protein of 392 amino acids. Gene Ontology annotation, molecular function: 1-acylglycerophosphocholine O-acyltransferase activity. The record is from RefSeq and is a predicted model, not a curated record. NCBI's taxonomy places the organism in Eukaryota, Fungi, Ascomycota, Sordariomycetes, Sordariales, Chaetomiaceae. Gene Ontology annotation, biological process: inner mitochondrial membrane organization; cardiolipin acyl-chain remodeling.